Auanema sp. JU1783 is the source of this 1047-nucleotide messenger RNA. Lineage: Eukaryota; Metazoa; Nematoda; Chromadorea; Rhabditida; Rhabditidae. The record is from the annotation of a GenBank genome assembly.
AUGGAACGUAUCUCUUAUCUGACACUGUUCUUCCUACUACCAUUACUCACAGCACUGUCUUGCUCUGAUUACUAUAACUGCGAAAGUUGCUCUGGUGCUUUGGUCAGCGGAAAGAAAUGCAGAUGGUGUAUGUCUAAAAAUCAGUGUGUCUCCUCAAAAUAUCUUUGCCAUCCUUCAAAAUCCAUUUUGAGUACAGUAAAUUGUCCUUUUGAUCAAGCAAUCGCUCCGCAAUACAGUGAUGAGUUCUCCAGGAGUAAAGUUAUCUACUAUAUUCUAGCAACUAACAGAAUUCAUAAUAGCGAAAAUCCCCAUGCUGUUAAAUCCUGUCUGGAUAAAGUCAACGAAAACAUCGAGGUCAUUGCCGAAAUUUCGAUAAAGACGUUUUUUGGAGCACAUACAUUAGCGAGCUUGGUAGCAGUGAACCAUUGGAAUCGUCAAAUAAUAGUUUGUUUUCAAGCCACAGUUGGCCCCAUUCAAUUCGUUACUCAAGCUAUUCAAUUUAUAACAGGGAUGUAUGUGGAUACAGGGUUUGGAGGGAAAAUGGUACGGUACUAUCAUGAAGCAUAUAAAACGUUUGUCGAAUCCGGGAUCGAUACAAAUCUGCAGAAAGCGUUUGAAAAAUAUCCGACUUAUCAAGUUCUAACCUGUGGUCACUCUCUCGGAGGUACAAUGGCUAGUAUUUUCUCCGUCCACAUCAAACAAAAGUAUGGAAGAGAUGUCGUUGAAUACGGUUUCUCUGGUCCUCGAGCAGGAGACGAAACGUUUGCGAAAUUACAUAACAGCUUGAUCCAUCAAGCCUUCCGAGUUAUUAGAAAUGGAGAUUGGGUACCUGAUUUUCCGUUUCGAAUAAGCGAACGAUUAACAGCUCCCUAUCAUACAAAAUACGAAGUGUUCUACAACUCUCAUAUGACGAAUGAAACGUUUAAAAUUUGCAACCAAGCAGAUUCCGAAGAAUGUAACCGAGGAAGUUGGCUGAGGAAGUUGACGAGUCAUAUGUAUAUGUUCGAUCAAACUAUGGUAACUUUCAGCUUGGGAUUAUGCGAUUAG